Messenger RNA from Trifolium pratense (red clover), 429 nucleotides. RefSeq lists its product as uncharacterized. The coding region runs from base 1 to 429 and encodes 142 amino acids. The transcript has 2 exons. NCBI's taxonomy places the organism in Eukaryota, Viridiplantae, Streptophyta, Magnoliopsida, Fabales, Fabaceae. The record is from RefSeq and is a predicted model, not a curated record.
AUGGUGAGCUAUACCGAAAGUCAAGAAUAUACGAAUGAUAGUCACUGCUAUUGUGCUCACUGUUCUUCUGGAGGGACCGACGAUGUUGAUAUCAAUUUUCACGAAGUUUACACUUGGGAUAUGGAGGUCACUAAUGCACUUGCUUCCAGGAAAAAGAUGCAAGUCAUGCAUUUCCCCCGUAAUGUAUCGAAGUUUGCAUUCUCUUCAAAUCAGACACGAAUUGUUCUUGAACCAGAAGACAGUUGGGAGGAAUACGCAUGCACAAUUGCUACUUCAAAUCGAUGCCCCUACGAGAAGUACUUGACUCGUGGUUGGUAUGAAUACAAGAAGGAUAUGAAGAUUAGAGCUGGCGAUGUUCUUAUGUUUUCAAUGCCAAAGUAUCCGGGUUUUAUCAUCGUUGAUCUUAUUCGUCGCCGUGAUCGUGUUUGA